GGAGUUGCAAUGCUGUGACAUGUGUUUCCCUUGAUGCAGGGGGGAACACUAUCUCUUUCUCUCUCAGUUUGCCCUGCACCAGCCUGGGCGGAAGGCAGACCCCCAAACUAUAGAGUGGGGAGACAUCUGAGCUGAAGGAGAAGCGAGGAAGGGUCUGUUUGCUGUGAACUGUGAAGCACAGUUCUCUGUCUCCAUUUCUGCAGCUUGGUUGGUAGGGCCUGUGAGAGUGAGGCAUUAAAUGGAGAAACAGUAUGGAUGUCAGGAACUGGAACACAUUGCCCUAAACACCUGAAGGGACUCACUUCAUGUUAGUGCUAAUCCUCGCAAAGUCUUCGCCUCUGCCAAUGAAGAUGUUCAUCCAGAUUGCCAACACCAGCCAAUGACUACUCUGAACCUCGAAGCUCUGUUCUGCCAAUUCACAAAGUGAUACUCAGCUAGUAUUUUAUGAAUGCUACCUUCCUCAUACAUCAAGGCCAGGUAUCGAGCCUGUAGCUUCUGGAUCAGAGGGGACGUUGUUCUUGAACCAUCUCAAAGAGAUCGAUGACCUUUAACUUUCACUUCAGCAAGUCAACAGCUGGGAGCUGGUGCAGUGUGAACCACUGCUUCUCAAAUGAGACAACUGAGUGAGCAGAGUCUUGGGUCGUCUCCUGGAAACCCCUCAGUGCUGGCCCCCACCAGUGGACAUUGUCCGCCAGUAAGGGGUGGAAGAGAGUCAACCAGCUCCAACAAUAAUCAGCCUCGCUAACUUUGAAUGGAAGACUUCCUUUGACCUCUGCUCUGACUGGCUGCUGCUACAGACCCACAAAGCCAUGACCUCGACACUUCGAACUUUGCACUUUAAACUCUUGACUCAUGGCACGGGCCAGGGUACCACCCAUAGCUGUGAUCAGGAGAUCCUACGGAAGUAUGAUAUUGUACCCUCUGUGGUCUGCGCUAUGUGCUGCCUCUUUGGGAUUAUUUAUUGUUUCUUCGGCUACCGUUGCUUCAAAGCCAUCAUGUUCCUCACCGGCCUGAUGUUCGGCUCCAUCGUCAUCUUCAUGCUGUGCUACAAGGAGAGGGUGCUGGACACGCAGCUGAGCAUGGAGGUCAGCGUGGGCAUUGGCCUGGGUAUUGGCAUCCUCUGCGGCCUGGUCACCAUGCUGGUGCGGAGCGUCGGCCUCUUUAUGGUGGGCCUGCUGCUGGGCCUGCUGGUCGCCGUGGCAACUCUGGUGGUGCUGGAGCAGUUCUACCACCCCCGCACCGUCUGGGUCCCCAUCGGCCUGCUGCUGGGUGCCGGAAUGCUCUUUGCGGUGCUGACUCUGCAGUGGCAACGCUUCUUCACCGUGCUGUCCACCUCUGUCUUCGGGAGCGCCGUCAUCACCGUGACGGUGGAUUACUUCAUUGAGCUCUUCCUGCUCGUGCAGUACAUCUACGAGAGGGUGAAAGUGGCUCCAGCGCAGCCUGUGUGCUGGUACAGCUGGGUCAUCUUAGGCGUCUGGCCAGUGCUGACGUUUCUCGGUGUCCUGGUGCAGUUCAAAGUCACAGCGGAAGGCUACUCUCACACAGAAGUGUUUAUCAGCAGGAGGCAGCGACGGGUGCAGCUAAUGAGAAUACGACAGAAGGAGAACAAGAGGAAGAGGAAGAAGCACCACAAGAAAUACCAGGAGCCCGUGUACAGGAGAAAGCCAAAUCCAGUCCGUCGCUACGAUGGUGAUGUGCUGUCUCCGAGCUACAUUCAGAACUUUCGGGAACGCCAGACAGGUGGGGGCGCCCCUUCUGGAGGCUUCGGAACGAGCACGCACACCAUGAUUGACGUGGACUACGACUGCAGCUCCAUGGUGCCUCUCACGGCCUCCACACCCGCCGUUCGAGUGUGAGGCCACACGGGGAGACGGGAGUGACGGGAGGAUUCUCGCUGUUGGGUGCCUGACGGGAAAGGGAGGGGAGUGGGGGAAGGGAGGGAGAGUGCAGUGGAAAAUGCAACUCACUGGCUCUCGCUACAAGAAUGGCAAAGCGAACCUUUUGUGAACAAAUCGAUUAUCUCUCUCUCCCUCUCUCUAACAUGACUUAAUGAAGACUGUAUUUUGUCUCUUCCAAGAUGUAAAUACACAGAGGUGUUUUUCUGAGCCUGUGUGUCCCCUCCCCUCUACUACUUUUGACUCUGAGCUGAGGGAAUUGGCAACGGGCAUCAUCACUAUGCCACAACUUUGGAACUCUCAUCUUGUUGUUGAUGGGAAGUGCUUUCAGGAGCACCGCCCGAAAAUAAAUGGCAUUGACCCUCACCGAGAGACAGAGAUGGAGAGCGAGCGGGAGCAAACUGGGAGAAAUUGUCCCCAAAGUCCCAUUGUAAUCCUUUCCUUAGUUCUGUGCCCUACAAGGGAACUGGAAACCGCUGAUGCAGUGAGAGGGAGAGGAGGGUGACUACCUCCUACAGUGAUGGGUACUUCAUUCAACCUGUGAGCUAUCACCACCUCCUCCAUCAAUGCAUCGGGAAUAAAGGACCUCAGCAGGAGAUUCCCAACAAUACUUAUCAGGCAGAUUAUUUCUAUUUUGCAUGACGCCAAGCCAUGUAUGUACGUGUGGAGUGAAAUGUACCCACACAUAUAAACUCUCGUCCGAGGACCUAUUCUUGAAUGUAAAAUAUUAAGGAGGAGAAGGUACUUGUUUGGCAUUAGAAGAGAAAGUGGAUUUUUUGAUGUUGUGUUAAGUCCCUCUGUAGAAAUACCUGAUUUUGUGUUUCUGAAGUCAGCAAGAAAGCAAUGUGUUUGUGCGUGAACCUCCCGACUAUUGAUGGUCAGUGUCUUUCGUAGCAUUGCCAACUCCUCAGCAUUACUGCCUGCAGUGACCAGAAAUUUAAAGAUUAAUUUCCAGGGCAGCCAUCUUACAAAGCAAACCCCACGGGAAAAAUAGCAAUCAUAAAACUUAAAAGACUUCUUAAAAAAUAAACUGGGUGUUUUUCCUUUUUUGUAUUUGAUUAGUUCCAAAUGUUUUGGAAAUUGGCAUUGAUGGGCGAGGCAGCAUUUAAUGGAUUAGGGACAGGCAUUGUACUCCUUUGUUGGAAAUAACUUAUUUUAGCUAACUUUUACACAGAAGCAUCUUGGAAAAAUUACAAUGAGCAAGCCCCAGGCACCUUGUGAAACUUCAGCCCCCACUAUCUGCUCAAGACCUGCUGAUAAUUUUCAGCCUCAUGUAUCAUUCAAACCAAACAGACUUAUUGACAAGAGAAGCAAUCAGGAAGAACGUGGAAUUAGAGUCAGUAUUGAUGUGGGCCUGAACUUCUUUAAUUCCAAAAGACCCAACAGUCUUCAGCUGCUUCAUCAAUGACCUUACCUCCACCAUGAGGAGUGCAGUGCAGUGGCUCAGUGAUUAGCUCUGCUAUUUCACAGCACAAAGGGCCUGGGUUCGAUUCCAGCCUCAUGCAACUGUGGAGUUUGCCCGCUCUCCAUGUGUGUGCUUGGGUUUCAUCCGGGUGCCCCGGUUUCCUCCCAUAGUCCAAGGUUGUGCGGGUUAGAGUGGAUUGGUGAGGCUAAAUUACACACAGCAUCCAGGGAUGUGCAGGUUAGGGUGGAUUGGUGAGGCUAAAUUACACACAGCAUCCAGGGAUGUGCAGGUUAGGGUGGAUUGGUGAGGCUAAAUUACACAUAGCAUUCAGGAUGUGCAGGUUAGGGUGGAUUGGUGAGGCUAAAUUACACAUAGUGUCCAGGGAUGUGCAGGUUAGGGUGGAUUGGUGAGGCUAAAUUACACACAGCAUCCAGGGAUGUGCAGGUUAGGGUGGAUUGGUGAGGCUAAAUUACACAUAGCAUUCAGGAUGUGCAGGUUAGGGUGGAUUGGCGAGGCUAAAUUACACAUAGCAUCCAGGGAUGUGCAGGUUAGGGUGGAUUGGUGAGGCUAAAUUACACACAGCAUCCAGGGAUGUGCAGGUUAGGGUGGAUUGGUGAGGCUAAAUUACACAUAGCAUUCAGGAUGUGCAGGUUAGGGUGGAUUGGCGAGGGUAAAUUACACAUAGCAUUCAGGAUGUGCAGGUUAGGGUGGAUUGGCGAGGGUAAAUUACACACAGCGUCCAGGGAUGGACAGGUUAGGGUGGAUUGGCCAUGCUAAAUUACCCAUAGUGCUCAGGGAUGUGCAGGUUAGGGUGAAUUGGCCAUGCUAAAUUACCCAUAGUGCUCAGGGAUGUGCAGGUUAGGGUGAAUUGGCCAUGCUAAAUUACCGAUAGUGCCCGGGGAUGUGCAGGUUAGGGUGAAUUGGCCAUGCUAAAUUACACAUAGCGUCCAGGGAUGUGCAGGUUAGGGUGAAUUGGCCAUGCUAAAUUACACAUAGCGUCCAGGGAUGUGCAGGUUAGGGUGGAUUGGCGAGGCUAAAUUACACAUAGUGUCCAGGGAUGUGCAGGUUAGGGUGGAUUGGCGAGGCUAAAUUACACAUAGCAUCCAGGGAUGUGCAGGCUAAGUGGGUUACCCAUGGGAAAUGCAGAGUUAGAGGGAUGGGUAAGGGGAUCAGUGUGGGCUGAAUAAACAGCUUCCAUACUGUAGGGAUACUGUAAAAUCAGAAGACAUGAUGUUUGCUGGCAACCACACAAUGGUCAGCAGCAUUCAUGACUCCUCAGAUACUGAAACAGUCUGUGUUCACAUGCAACAAGAUCUGGACCAUAUGCAGGCUUGGGCUAAUCAGUGGCAAAUAACAUUCAAGCCACAAAGUGCCUGGUAAUGACUAUCACCAAAGAGAGAGGGCCUAACCUUUUCUAUUACCCCAUUGUCCAUGCCCUGUAGUUAUCGCUAGCCAGAAACUGAACUGGUCAAGCUUUGUAAAUAUGAUGGCUGCAAAGUUGGCUCAGAGACUGAGAAUUCCACACUUCCUGUCAUCCCAAAGUCUAUUUCUAUAUGCCAGGCACAGGUCCAUCUCUACAAGGCCCUUACAACAAAUUAGGAAGCUAAAAACCUUAUAUCAGUGAUAAUGGGAACUGCAGAUGCUGGAGAAUCCAAGAUAAUAAAAUGUGAGAGCUCUCUGAUGAAGGGUCUAGGCCAGAAACGUCAGCUUUUCUGCUCCUGAAAUGUUGCUGGGCCUGCUGUGUUCAUUCAGCCUCACAUUUUAUUAGCUAAAAACCUUUCUGGCCAAACAAGCCCAUUUGGUUAGCGUGCCAUCACGGUAGCACGGUACCGUGAGCAGCACGGUAGCUCAGUGGUUAGCACUACAGCCUCACAGUGCCAGGGACCCAGGUUCGAUUCCCGCCUCGGGUGACUGUUUGUGUGGAGUUUGCACAUUCUCCCUAUGUCUGCGUGGGUUUCCUCCAGGCGCUCCGGUUUCCUCCCACAGUCUGAACACGUGCAGGCUAGGUGGAUUGGCCAUGCUAAAUUGCCCGUAGUGUUCAGGGGUGUGUGGGUUAUAGGGGAAUGGGUCUGGAUGGGAUGCUUCAAGGGGUAGUGUGGACUUGUUGGGCCGAAGGGCCUGUUUGCACACUGUAGGGAAACUAAUCUAAAAAAAAUCCACUCCCUCCACCACUGGAGUUUAGUAACAGUAUAUCAUGGUCCGGUCUGCCCUCUCCAACAGAUGUAACUGACUGUAAAACCACGCUGUUGCAGAGCGAUCCCUGGUCCCUUGCUCAAGAAAAUCUUGCCCCUGGCCAACAUUAUAAAAAAGUAGUAAAAACAGAAAUCUCUGGUGAAGCUCAGCACCUGUGAAGAGAGAGAUCACAGGGUUGUUAUAUUCCAGGAUUUACAAGAAUGAUCCAAAAACAAAGGAGGAUAAUGCUGUCAGAAAGGAUUGGGAGAAAUGGGUCUCUUUGCUCUCAAAAAGAGGCAGCUGAUGGAGAUCUGAUGGAGUUCUUUAGUAUUGUGAAGGGUUUGAGAGUCUGGACAGAUGGAAGUCCAGAAUUAUUACAUUGACUGAUGAAUCAUACAGGAGAUUUGGGAGGAAUCUUUUCACCCAGAUACCACAGGGAAAGUGAAACUCUCUCCCACUGGGACUGUUAGAAGCGAAAAGUCAAGAUGGACUUAAGGGGAAUUUGGGGAAGCCGAUGCGGGCAUAAGGAACAAAAGGUAAAGCUGAUACCAUGAGAUGAAGUGCGUGUGGGACGAUCCUAAACACCAACAUGGAAAAAUUAGACUAAAUGGUGAGCUGCUAGUCUGUAAAAUUGUUUGCUGUACUUCUUUGCACAGAAGUUAUUAAACAUUUGGGGAAAUGGUAUAACAAGGGAUGACAAUGUACAUAAAUGUCUUGCAACAGGAUGGGAGUCAUCUCCCCUCUUUCUAACCACUCUUUCAUCUGAUUGCAACAAAUACUUUUAUUUCUUUUAAGCCCAGAUAUCACGCUUCAAAUAAAAUGUAGCCCACUAGAAAUGGAGGAGCUAAUUGCCAAGGUUUACUCAAGUGAAAGAAGGUGAUAUUUUAUGGCCGACUCAAGACAAAGAUUUGAUUUGUCUAAGGCAACAUCGAACAUAUAAACAUAUUACCUAUGUUUGUGUGUAAGAGGUUGGAUAAAUGUCUAGUACAGACAGAAGGAUAACAGUAAGUAUGGCUCAGAAUUCAUAGAACCCUCAAGGUUUGAGAAUGAAUUCUGAGUGUGUGACAAUUUAGCUGCUCUCUCCGCAGCAUUUGACAUUUGUAGAAUUCUAAAGUUCCUCGCCAAUGGCUGAUUUCCCUAGUUGCCUUUUCACUGGGCAUUGACUUCAGUGGUUGAGAGAGGCAAAAGUGAGAGAGACCGAGAAAGAUUAAUUCUUCCAGAUUCUGUUGUUAUAAAUCUGUGUUCUUCUCCUUUGCUCGGCUAAGUAAGCUACUGAAAUAUGGUUUGUUUGUAUAUUUCUGAGUCUAGCUCCAUUGGCUUUCCAAGCUGGAAUACUCCACAGGCAACAUUUGCUCUCCCAAUGUGUGAACUUACGCAAGUGUGAAUUAAAAAGGUUAUGAACUUCUUGA
Stegostoma tigrinum is the source of this 6881-nucleotide messenger RNA. It is a transcript of the gene tmem198ab, whose product is annotated as transmembrane protein 198b. Gene Ontology annotation, biological process: positive regulation of canonical Wnt signaling pathway. The record is from RefSeq and is a predicted model, not a curated record. Bases 810 to 1856 code for a protein of 348 amino acids. The transcript has 8 exons. Lineage: Eukaryota; Metazoa; Chordata; Chondrichthyes; Orectolobiformes; Stegostomatidae. Gene Ontology annotation, cellular component: plasma membrane; cytoplasmic vesicle.